This is a messenger RNA of Trichechus manatus latirostris (Florida manatee), 735 nucleotides long. Its product is annotated as glutathione S-transferase theta-2B-like. Gene Ontology annotation, molecular function: glutathione transferase activity. NCBI's taxonomy places the organism in Eukaryota, Metazoa, Chordata, Mammalia, Sirenia, Trichechidae. Gene Ontology annotation, cellular component: cytoplasm. The coding region runs from base 1 to 735 and encodes 244 amino acids. Gene Ontology annotation, biological process: glutathione metabolic process. The transcript has 5 exons. The record is from RefSeq and is a predicted model, not a curated record.
AUGGGCCUGGAGCUGUACCUGGACCUGCUGUCCCAGCCCUGCCGUGCCGUCUACAUCUUCGCCAGGAGGAACGGCAUCCCCUUUGAGCUGCGCACCGUGGAGCUGCUCAAAGGGCAGCACAUGAGCAAGGAGUUCCUCCGGGUUAACAGCCUGCAUAAAGUGCCCACUCUCAAGGAUGGCGACUUCAUCUUGGCCGAAAGCGUGGCCAUCCUGAUCUACCUGAGCCUCAAGUACCAGACAGAGGCCCACUGGUGCCCCCCCAACAUGCAGGCCUGCGCCCGCAUCCACGAGUACCUGGGCUUUCACAGCAACUGCAUCCGAGACACCUUUGGUGUGCCGUUGUGGACCCAGGUGCUAGCACCACUCAUUGGGGCCCAGGUGCCCGAGGAGAAGGUGCGGCGCAAUCAGACCUCAAUGGACCAGGCGCUGCAGCAGCUGGAGGACAAUUUCCUGGGGGACAAGCCCUUCCUUGCCAGCCACCAGGUGACCCUGGCUGACAUUAUGGCGCUGGAGGAGCUGAUGCAGCCCGUGGCUCUCGGCUAUAACUUGUUUGAGGGGCGGCCUCGACUGGCUGCAUGGCGUGAGCGAGUGGAGGCUUUCCUGGGUGCUGAGCUGUGUCAGGAGGCCCACGGCCCCAUCCUGAGCAUCCUGGAACAGGUGGCCAACAAGACCAUCCCGGUGCCCCCGCCAGAGGUCCAUCCAAGUAUGUUGCUCCGUAUUGCCAGGAUCCCCUGA